AUGAAACGGUUUAACAAGUCAGAAAUAACAAAAGAAUUACCGAAACGUAGUCCACCAAAAAUAACUUGGCAACAUUCAUGGUCAUCAGAUGAAACAAAGGAUGGAUUAGACAACUCUAACUUUGGAAUUAUUCCUACUGAAGUGAUGUUGGACAUAUUCAAAUAUUUGUCUGUACAUGAUUUAGGUAAUGUAUCGUUGACUUGUCGUUCAUUUAAAAUGAUUGCCGAUCAGGAUGAAAUAUGGAAACUAAAAUGUAAUUCAUCAACAAAAUUACAUUCAAAAUCCUAUAAAGAAAUCUAUAUAGACUGGAUGUAUGAAAAAUAUUUGCGUAAUAUAGAAUUAGAAGAAGUCGAAGCUCACUAUCAUGAGACAAGUAUGCACGUUGCCUGCGGGAUGCGUUCUGGACCACCUCGAUAUCCUGUUCGACCAGAAGGCAAACAUCGUUUUGAAUCUAUCGGCGGAUUUGAAAAACAUCCAAAUGAAUCGCAAGAUAUGUAA
Adineta steineri is the source of this 498-nucleotide messenger RNA. The record is from the annotation of a GenBank genome assembly. Lineage: Eukaryota; Metazoa; Rotifera; Eurotatoria; Adinetida; Adinetidae.